AUGGAUACUAGUCAAAUCAUUUUAUUGGAAGAUGAAUUGAAUGGUUGCAUAGCUGAUCAACAAGAGAAGGCUCAAGUAGAACCUACUCAUGGAAGCCCAAACAAAUCAAAUACUCCAAGUAAAUAUAGCAAAGAAAUUGUAGAAGUUCCAGAAAUUGUGUUGGAAGAUGAAUUCAUUGAUUGGAUACUUGAUCAACAAGAGAAGGCUAAAGUAGAAAUUACUCCUGGAAGUCCAAACAAAUCAAAUACUCCAGCAAUUGGUAUGAAAUUUGAUUGUGAUGAUAGUGCAUAUGAAUUUUACAAAGACUAUGCUCACCGAAUCGGCUUUAGUGUACGGAAACAUUCUGUAAAGCGAGGAAAUGUGGGGCAAAUUAUACGGAGAACAUUUAGUUGCUCAAAAGAGGGUGAACGAGUUUUUGACAAACGUCGCGAAAAUGCAUCUUAUCGCCGUCCAAUUUCACGAACAGGUUGUUUAGCACAGAUGACCUGUCAUCUUCAAAAGGAUGGCAUGUUACAUGUUGUUUCUUUUCAUGGCCAGCAUAAUCAUGAGUUUGCUCCUUCGCCAAUGAAACAUAUGUUAAGAUCGAAGAGAAAAAUUUCACUUGCUCAAAAAGCCAUUGCAAAUGAUGCAGAGAGGUCUGGAAUAUCAAUAAAACAAACCAUUGAAUUAUUGAGCAUGCAAGCUGGGGGUCGUGAAAAUCUUGGGUUUAUGGAGGUUGACUAUAAGAAUCAUGUACAUAAUGAGAGGAGGAUGGCUUUGAGGAAAGGAGAUGGACCUGCAAUGAUGGAGUUCUUUCAUAAGAUGCAAUUGGUAGAUCCAUCUUAUUUUUAUUCAAUACAAGUUGAUGAUGAUGGUCAAAUCAUGAACAUUUUUUGGGCUGAUACUAGAUCAAUAGUUGAUUAUGGGAACUUUGGAGAUAUUAUUUGUUUUGACACAACUUAUCGAACAAAUAGAUAUGAUCGUCCCUUUGCUCCAUUCGUUGGGGUUAAUCAUCACAAACAAUCAAUUAUCUUCGGUGCAGCUUUACUUUAUGAUGAGACUAUAGAGUCAUUUAAGUGGUUGUUUGAAACUUUUUUAACUGCAAUGUCAGGAAAGCAGCCAAGAACUAUACUUACAGAUCAAUCUGCUGCAAUGGCUAAAGCAAUAACAGAGGUAUUUCCUAAAUCUAAUCAUCGUUUGUGUGUAUGGCAUAUUUAUCAGAAUGCUGCUAAGAAUCUACAUCAUGUAUUUCAUUCAUCUAAGCAAUUUGCAAAAGAUUUUAGUGAUUGUUUAUACGAGUAUGAAGAUGAAGAUGAAUGGCUUAUUUCAUGGGAUUAUAUGCUUAAGGAAUAUGGUCUUACUGAUAAUAAAUGGUUGCAUAGCAUAUUUGAUGUGAAAGAAAAAUGGGCUAUUGUAUAUGGUCGACACAUGUUCACUGCCGAUAUGAAAAGCACCCAACGUAGUGAGUCAAUAAACAAUGUGUUGAAGAAAUAUUUAAAACCAAAACAUGAUUUUGUGCGCUUUUCAGAACAUUACUCUAGAGUUUUGGUUGAUAAGAGACAUCAAGAACUACAGGCAGAGUUCAAAAUGAGGCAAACAAAACCGAUUUUACAGUCUAAUGUAGAGAUGUUGAGACAUGUUGUAGAGCUGUACUCCCCAGAAAAUUUUCAAAUGUUUCAAGAUGAAUAUAUGAAGAUUGCUGAUUGUACUAUUUACAAGGCUAAUAAAUCUGAUACUAUCACAGAAUACAAGGUCAAAUAUAGUCAAAGAAUUCAAGAGCACCUAGUUAAAUAUGAAGCCUCAACUACUUCGGUGGAAUGCAGUUGCAAGAAGUUUAGCUUUGUAGGAAUUCUGUGUGCCCAUGCUUUGAAAGUUCUUGAACAUAAAAAUGUUAAGAGACUUCCCGUUCAUUAUGUAUUGAAAAGAUGGACGCAAGAUGCAAAGGCUGGUUCUAUCAAGGACUAUCAUGGCAUUGAUAUUAAAGGUAAUGCUCAAGAGUCAAUAGGAAAACGCUACUCUUAUUUGAGCCAUAAUGCUCGUGAAAUUUCUACACUUGCAGCAGAGAAUGAGAUAAUGUAUGAACAUACCAAAGAAUCUUUUGAAAAAUUAAUGAAGGAAUUGCAAGAGAUUAGAAAAAAAUGUCAUUCGAAUAAUAUGGAAAGUUGCAUAGAGGUCCAUGGUGAUGUUACUACAGAUGUUUUACAAGGUGAUAGCAUAUGUAGAAUUAAAACAAAACCUACUGUUGGGCGUCCAAAGAGAAGGUUGAAAUCUGCAUUAGAGAAGAAAAAUGGUAAAUCUCGAAGCAAAACAACACAUGCUAAAAAAUAUGCCAGUGGCUUACAAAAAAAAGAUUGUGAGGCGAGAGAAGUUGAAUCACUUGGAAGCCUAAAAAAAGUUUCAAUAGCUACUUCUGAUGUUAUCCAAGAAGAGCAUCAUACUGGCAAAAGCACUAAAUAG
Messenger RNA from Quercus lobata, 2436 nucleotides. RefSeq names its product protein FAR1-RELATED SEQUENCE 5-like. The coding region runs from base 1 to 2436 and encodes 811 amino acids. The transcript is spliced from 2 exons. NCBI's taxonomy places the organism in Eukaryota, Viridiplantae, Streptophyta, Magnoliopsida, Fagales, Fagaceae. Gene Ontology annotation, biological process: regulation of DNA-templated transcription. Gene Ontology annotation, molecular function: zinc ion binding. The record is from RefSeq and is a predicted model, not a curated record.